AUGACGGCCGUCGCUCCUCCUGUGCAAUCCUUCCAGAACAUCAACCGGCAGGCAUGGAGCGCUGAGGGAGGCGCCAACGGCGCCAUGUACAUGCCGCGGAAGAGCGCCCAGCGGACAAACUCAUCCUCGUCCCUGUCGUCGCAGGCCUCGUCCACGUCCACCAUAUCGGCCGCCUCCACCCAGUCGCAGCCGCAGCCCAACGGCCUGGCGCUCCCGAACGGCACCGACGGCAGCGCCUGGGCCGCCCGCAAGACAAAAGGGCCCAAGGGCCUCUACCCAGCAACCAAGACCGAGCCUGUCGCAGGCCUCUCCAUUGCCCGCCCGCAGCAAAUCGCCACUGCAGGGCCUGGCGCAUCCGCCGCCUCUGCCAUGAGCGCGCUGCAGGCACCCUCCGCCAUGCUCCCCUCGCAGCAGAAUGCGGUCCUGCCGUCGCAGCAGAAUGGCGUGCAGCGACAGGCAGGGGAGAGCACCGCCAUCCUGCACCUGAUACCCAUGAACGGCACAUUCGAGCGCAAGACCAUCACCGUCCCGUUCUUCCCAGACGUUCUCCGCAUCGGUCGCCAGACCAACAACAAGACAAUACCGACACCACUCAACGGGUACUUUGACUCGAAAGUACUGUCUCGACAGCACGCAGAAGUGUGGGCAGACCGCAAUGGCAAGAUAUGGAUCCGCGACGUCAAGUCGUCCAACGGCACUUUUGUCAACGGACAGCGACUGUCACAAGAGAACCGCGACUCAGAACCUCAUGAGCUUCGAGAACAGGACAUGCUGGAGCUCGGAAUCGACAUUGUCAGCGAGGACCAGAAGACCAUUGUGCACCACAAGGUUGCUGCUCGUGUCGAGCAUGCUGGCAUCUACGCCCGCUCACCCAACGAGGCACUCGACCUUAAUUUUGGCGAACUGGACAGCAAUCAGAUGCAGAACAUGAUGGCAGCAAACGGUCAACAGCAGUUGGCGAACAUGCGUGGCCGCACGCCCAGCCAAGGCUCGAUGAAUGGACAACGCAUGCAAAUGGCUGGCGGUGUGCAGGCGUACCAGAACGCUAUGCAGCAGCCACGCCACCCCAACUUCUGGCUGCAACCAAUCACCAUGGAACAGGUGGUCAAGAAACUAAAUGCGGAGAUGAAGGCUGCCAAGCAGCAGUCACAAGAGCUGCAGCAGGCCCAUCAGUACAUCAAUGCUAUCCUAUCGUCAGAGCCGAAGAAGGAGCCGGCCAAACAGUCUCCCGCCAACUCGGUAAGGAUCUCGCCGAUCAAGGAUAUCAACCUAAAAGCUAGAUUCUCCGACCCUCCAGCUCCUCCACCGCAGCAGCCUUUGCCCGAGAAGCCAAACGCUGCGUCGUCACUCAAGAGGUCAGACACUGAGCGCCCCAAGGCGGCGUCACCUGUAAGGUCAGACGCACAGAUGUCGUCUCUCACUGAAGCUCUGAACAACGCCAAGAAAGAGAUCGAGACUCAAGGUCACAGGCUGCGGGACCUGGAAACGUUACUGAGCGAGGAGCGACGUGCGAGGGAAGCUGCCGAGGAGCGGGCUCACCGCCUUGAGACUGAGUCGAUCAGGGAACUUGAGCAUGAGAGGGAAGUGGAAGAGGAGGCGAAAGAAGAAGCCCCCGUGGUUGAAGAGACGGGCAAUACCGGCCUAGAGAACGGCUCUGCGUCACCCACCGCUGAUGCCACGGCACGCCUGCAACACCGCCUCGAAGCUAUGAUGUUGGAAAUGAGCGAGAUGAAGCAACAGAUGGAGCGAUACCGCGAGCGUGCUGAAGUUGCAGAGUCUGACCGCAAGAGUCUGGCCGAGAUGAUUGAGAACAUCAGAAAAGACAAUGCGAAGUUGAGCAGUGGUGGCAGCAGGAGGCGAAGCCGAAGUGGUGGUGAUGGAGCUAGGGACAUCAGAGGAGGUGGUGUCGAUGGCCCCGAAGACGAAAACGACACCGAGGAGGGCGAGAUCGUCAUCAUCAAGGACCGUGACGUUGAUGAGGUCAGAGCAGGCACACUGUCUCGAAGAGCAAGCCACCAGAAUGGGCAUGCUGUAGACGGCGAGGUCAAGGAGACCUCGAAGCCGUCCAACGCCCUCUCAAUUCAGCGUCACAGCAGCGCUGAUCUGAUGUAUCACGGCGGGCCAGUCGGUGCUAUUGUGACAGUAGUCGCCAUCGGUGUGGCUGUUAUGGCUAUGCUCAACCAGUAUCCAAAGGCCGAGCGCUGA
Didymella exigua CBS 183.55 is the source of this 2205-nucleotide messenger RNA. RefSeq lists its product as uncharacterized. The transcript has 2 exons. Gene Ontology annotation, cellular component: cytoplasm. The record is from RefSeq and is a predicted model, not a curated record. Bases 1 to 2205 code for a protein of 734 amino acids. Gene Ontology annotation, molecular function: protein binding. NCBI's taxonomy places the organism in Eukaryota, Fungi, Ascomycota, Dothideomycetes, Pleosporales, Didymellaceae.